CUCUCUGCAACUAGCGGACACUGGACAGAGGAGACUCGCCCACCCACCCAGACCCAACCGUGCCGACGACAUCACGACCGCGCCGACUACCUCACACUCCUCCUCCCCCCAUCAACAACACAAACAAACUACCACCGCGCACUCGUGUAACCAUCACCGACAUCAUGGAGAAGCAGCAGUCGCCAUAUCCCCCUUCGUCGGGUCCCCCAUAUCAACCUCCCCCACCUCCUCCACCUCCUCAACAGCAGCAAUCGCACCCGCUGCAACAACCUCAACAGCAAAUACAACAACCACAAUUGCAACCACCACCGCCUCCGCAGCAACAGCAACAACAACACUUCGUACCACACCAGUACUAUCACGACCAGUCGCAUCCUCAAUUCCAACUACAGCUAGCGCAGCAACAGCAGCAACAGCAACAGUACCAGCAGCAACAGCAGCAACAACAACAACACAUGAUGCCGCCCCCUGCAACCACGAAUCCAACCUCUAAGCCGAUCGACCCCACCGAUCUCGCCGAUGCCCUUACGUCUGCUGGUAUCGACUUGAAGGAGGAGGAAGCGCGACUGGCGUCGGGCGGCAACUACGCGGCAGCGUACAAUGGCUACCCCGGCAUGCCGCUCUCGCAGGAAGAGGUGAACCGACAGGAGUUGCGGAGACGAGCGACAAUUAAAGCAAACCAUCUCAACGACCCCUUCCUGAACGCGCAAGUCCUCUCAAAUCGACUUCUUAACAAGACCCGGAACGAAGGAUGCACGGCGUUUACUAUCAGCGAUCCCACGAUGCCAGCCCACAAGGAGAACAUGGACAUCGUCACAUUGCUGUCGCUUGCCUGCCGAGAACGACUGAAUUCGCUCCUGACCAGAAGCACCGCGUUGGCUCGAGCACGACGUCGACCGCAGACCACCAUCACCGGCGAAUGGGCGGAUCGCGUGAUGGGUGUCACACCGGAGAUUAGGCCCAGCGCACCCCCGGACAGUGCUGGCAGCAUUCCCUCCGCGAUCUCCCCCGGCAGCAAUCCGUUAAAACGCUCCUUUUCAGUCGCAAACGGCGCCACGCCCGCUCCCGGAGGCGGCAUCCCCACCGCCAAUCUACAGAACGAGGUUGCGAUCGCCCUGCGCCAGCUGAAGCAGAAGGAAUGGGAGGCGGACCAGGAACGCCUGCGCAAGAAGGCGAGACGGGAGCAACUGGCGGCCGGAGGCACUCCCACUCCAGGUGGCGGCGGCGAUACUACUCCUGGAACCCCCGGCGGCGAUUCCCCGGGCAUGGGCGAGCGCAGGAUCUCGGCGAAGGAGAGCAAGAAGCAGGCGGCAAGCAAGAUCGAAGAAGCGGCUUCUCAUCGCGCCGCCAAUCUUACGGCAAACAUGAUGAUGGGUGGCUUCGGCGGCUUCGGCGGACUCAGGAAAAAGAAGAAGACGUACUCGUGGAUGACGGCUGGAGGCAAUGCCCCGGGAGGUGGAGGUAUGGGAGGACCGGCGAGACCGGGCCCUGUUGGCGCCAUAGACACAUCGGUCGGCCAGGCCAAUACUGGCUCUGAACUGGGAAAUCUCACGUGGACCGGACAGAGGUUGGGCGUGUGGAGAGAGGAUGGCGAGCGUGGAAAAGCCAUCCAGAUCAGGGAUUGGGUUGCCGCCUUGGAGGGAGACGGAAGAGUUGGUCGCAGGGGCGUCAUCAAGGCCUACCUGCGGAUGAAGUGAUGAAUUUCCAGUUUCGUUUUCUGUUUCGUUUUCUGUUUCUGAUGGAAAAUACUUGCCAUUACAUGAUCAUGGCGAAUUGAGAGAAAAAAACUCCUUCUGCAUUUGAUGUUUCGAAAAAAGUUUCGGUGCAAAAUAUCAGUUAGCAACUUGUUUUUUUCUUUUUUUCUUUUCUUCUUUCUGCAAUUUUCUGCUUUGUUUUGCUUUUCUAUUUUUACUGGCGUUUUAAUUCGGGAUGUGUUUGUUGGGUCAAUUGGCUGGUCAUCCAUCUGUUUGCUGCUUUUGUACUAUAGGUUUCUUUUUUUUUUUCAUUUCCUCUUCGU
Tricharina praecox is the source of this 2017-nucleotide messenger RNA. RefSeq names its product transcription initiation factor TFIID component TAF4 family-domain-containing protein. The transcript has 2 exons. The coding region runs from base 165 to 1697 and encodes 510 amino acids. NCBI's taxonomy places the organism in Eukaryota, Fungi, Ascomycota, Pezizomycetes, Pezizales, Pyronemataceae. Gene Ontology annotation, cellular component: transcription factor TFIID complex. Gene Ontology annotation, biological process: DNA-templated transcription initiation. The record is from RefSeq and is a predicted model, not a curated record.